AUGGCAAUCGGAGUGGCAAUUAUCGGGAGUGGCAAUUUUGCCAAAGAGCAGCAUUUGCCUGCAGUUAAAGCUGCCACCGACCUGCAGCUCAAGGCCAUCUACUCCCGGUCCUUGAAGUCGGCCCAGACUCUGGCGAACGGGACAUCAGAUGUUGACCUUUACUCGGACGACUCUGGUACUGGAAAUUCCUAUGAUGAUCUACUGGCACGUCCAGAUAUCGGCGCCUUACUCAUUGGUCUCCCAAUCCUGAAUCAGCCCGAGUUUAUCAAAAAGGCCCUCCUUGCAGGCAAACAUGUCCUCUCAGAGAAGCCCAUUGCCAAAGAUGUGGCUACAGCCCGGGAGCUUCUGCAUUGGUACCAGACCAGCAUUGACUCUAGUAAGGUUAUCUGGGCUGUGGGCGAGAACUUCCGGUAUAUGACCAAGUUCUUGUUCGCGGCCGAGAAGGUCCGCGAGAUGGGCCGGGUCCGGCAUUUCCGAGUCAAUGUUCACAGUUUGGUGAAGCAGGAUAACAAGUACUUCUUGACAUUCUGGCGUAAGAUCCCAGAAUACCAAGGAGGAUUCCUCUUGGACGGUGGCGUGCAUAUGGUCGCUGGUCUCCGCUUGAUCCUUGGGUCUACGGACCAUAUGAUUGCGGUUUCGGCUCAGACGCAACAGUUGAAGGACUACCUACCGCCGGUUGAUACUGCUGACGCGGUUGUUUCAACAGCUUCUGGUGCUACGGGUGUCAUUUCCUUGUCAUGGGGCUCGGAUUUUAAUGACAAUGUCUUCGAGUUUGCUUGUGAGAAGGGCGUGGUGACGUUGUGCUUUGACAGUGUUACCGUGAAUGGGGUGGAGCAUCAUAUCGAGUUUGAUGGCAAGGGUGUUGGUCCUGAAGUUGCGGAAUUUGCGACAUCUAUUAUCAAGGGUGGUUCUGUUGCAAAGAGACAGUCGCCAGAGGAAGCGUUGGCGGAUCUGGAGGUGUUGGAGCAGAUGUUGCAGAGUGGCGAGAAGAAGGGGGAUCGAGUGAUGCUUCGUUUCCAGAUUUAG
Molecule: messenger RNA, 1026 nt
Organism: Penicillium subrubescens
Lineage: Eukaryota; Fungi; Ascomycota; Eurotiomycetes; Eurotiales; Aspergillaceae
Product: Gfo/Idh/MocA family protein
Exons: 5
Coding region: 1-1026 (341 amino acids)
Biological process (GO): NADPH regeneration
Cellular component (GO): cytoplasm
Molecular function (GO): oxidoreductase activity; nucleotide binding
Source: RefSeq, a predicted model, not a curated record